UUUAAAUGCCAUUAUGUAAUUAUUAUAUAACGUAUCCACUCGAUGAGUACAAUAUCAUUAUUGUAAAUCAUAUAUAUAUAUUAGUGUAGAGCCAUGAUGAAAAACUAAUUGAAAAGAAAUUUCUUCGCUCAAUUCGUCCCUUAUUUACCAAAUUCCAAUUUGACUAAAAAAGGGAAAAGAUCUAUCUUAGACAUUGCUUUAUUUCUGACUAGUCGUUAACAAUGAUUUUGUUACAUUUUCUCAUGUUUCCUGGGCAUUACCUGCAAUAUUCGUGCAAAUGGGAUUACAAAUAUUUUGCAAAACAUCUGUAACUUGUUGGUAAUUCCUCUAAAUAUGUUGGGUGACAAGAAUAAAUGCUUUUACACCACUGGUCAAUUUAUAAUGUUCUCGACUGAUUUUCAGGAAUUGAUCUCUUUGCAGGAGGGACACCUAUCGACUUGGAAUGCACAGAUGACAUAGUCCUGCAUGGUGAAAACGCUGAUAAAAUGCAGGGUCUUUUGAUAGCACUCAGCAACAGUGAGAGGGUGUUUAGAAUGCGCUUUUCCCCUUCUAAAUGCAAAUUAUUGCUUCAGGACUGGCCUACAUCAACACCUAAACUAAAUAUAGGGGGUAAAGUAGUUGAACGUGUCAACAACUUCACUUAACUUGGAAGUCCGACCAGCCUUAGUCAGUUGGUGCUUGACGAAAUCUCUUCACGGAUUCAAAAAACUCAUUUGGCUUUUGCCAUCUUACGUCACUUAUGGCGAUCCCGACCGUUGCUGCUACCUUGAUGUGGUGGUCGGGCUUGCCUAUCGUAAUGAACCAAUCGAGCUAUGCUGUCUGGAUCAAUCGUUCCUCAAGGUCCUACCACGCCAGACAGAUCGAUUGAAGAGCGGUAAAAUUAAAAUUAGCAAACCCAAUGUUCGAGAACAGAGUCGUACUGCUGAUUGUAUAGAGCUAUGACGGCGUCAAGGUGUUUCCUUCAGGCAACCAGCAUAACAUCAAUGCUCCCUUCCAACAAGAAAGGGCGGGGUUAGAAAAGAUCGACACUGAGAAUGCACACCUCGCCUUAUCCCACGGAUAUCCGUCUCCGACCGUAAGGUCCCAACAAGUACGGAUCUAACACGAAAGUUACUCACAAAAUGGUCGUGUGUGACCGACCUCUAGCACUUGUCUCUUGGGCACUGCGGUCACACUCUCAGGUCACUAAGACCACCCCUAACCCGAUUUCGUUUUCAGGUACCCCUACAAUAACUUCAACGGUGUGGGCAGCCGGGAAGUGAUGAGUGCCCUUAUACCUCUAACAGCACUCAAGAUCACUGUACUACCACCUAUGGCGAUGGCAAGGAAUGCGUCUAUCAACUAAGUGAUGGGUGUACUAUGUAGCAGUUUGUUCUGUCCUACUUUACGACUCUGAAACGUGGCCAUUAAGAGUAGAGGAUACUCGUAAGUUAUUUGUAUUUGAUCACAGAUUUCUCGUAAAUAUUACCAGCAUCUCGUAAGUAAUCGCAAAGUUAGAUGCAGGGUAUUAGGGAAUGAUGGUAAAUCAGUUGAUAAGGUUGUGAAUCUUCAUCGACUGAGAUGGUUGGGCCACGUGUUACAUGUGCCUGGACACCGAUUACCACGGCGUGCAAUGGUGACUAGUGUUAGGGACGGUUGAAAGAAAGUUAGGGGCAUCCAAACCAAACCUUAGCAUCAGUGCUUGAAGUCACUAACUUCUGGUCUGAGCAAUGUUGGUAGAUGAAGACUACUUGAUUGGGGUCCGCGUGACUAUCGUAACCAAAUGGUUGGAGACUCUGGGUGACAUGGCACAGAAUCGAUCACAGUGGCGUCGGUGUAUAUACUCUCUGUCUUCCCUUAAACUAUGAGAUUAAACUUGCUUUAUAUUUUUCUUUUUACCAACUAAUUCUUUCUUCCUGUACUAUAUCCUCAUAUGCAAUCUUUUAUAUAUUACUGCCAUUGAAGUAACUACUAUGAAUUUGGUGUUCAUCUUUUUGUGCUAAUGAGGUGUGGCAACUUGGACCGAUGCAUAUAUGUGCCUGGUCCUACGUUGUAGCUGACUGACUGGCCGAUUUUGAGCGAUGUUGCUUCAUAUUUUUAUUAUUUAUUAUUUAUUUGGACACAUAGAUAUUGGUACAGGAAGACACCGAAUACAUAUGCGCCACACAAAUCUCAUUUGAUUUGUGCGAGGGCUGUGCUGCUGUCCGGGUGCCCAAACCGAAGCAGGUGGUUUUCUUAGGGGGCCAAACCCGGAGCCUUCGACCUACAGGUCUGAUCCACAAGGCAGUGUAGCAUCGUAAGGAGAUGCAGUCCCAUGGUAGCCGGUGAUCAACGAUUGGUUCAUACGCCAUUUGUUCACUCAGGAUACUGGAGCCCAUGUGCACCAUUGGUUUGGAAUCAGGGUUUUCCAACUCCCCUAGGUGAACUCUCCAUAUCCACCAACUCGGUUAAGGCGCCGGAUAUUCGCUUUACGUCCUCUCAAUUUCGUAAACAACAUCCCCGCUACGAGAAGGCAGUGAGUACGACUUCCCUAGCAAAGGCUAUAUAUGCGUGGCCAUGUGAGAGCAUUUCGAGAGAGUAAGCAGACUCUCCCCACUCUCGAUCGUACUAGGGUAUUUGGGGGCUACUUUCCGACUCGAUUUUCAGAUUUAUGUUGACGGAAUAUUUGGUUAAAAUUGAGUAGCUGACUUUUAAUCAGAUCAAAAGGAGUUCAGCAACUUCACGUUAACUCCAGCUUGCAAACAUCUAGCUGUACGAUAAGAAGAAACCAAGAGGAAAAUCAUCAUACUAGUGAGGACGUGACGAAAAACAAGCACGAUGUAAUGGGGUGUUAUGAGGCGAAUAGUAUGAAUGCAUCCAUCCAGAUGGUCAAUUUCGGACCUUUUAUGUGAGAUCUUCAACUAAUAUUCUAUGUUAUUCGCUUCAAUCAGCCAAGUUCUAUCUUUUUUUACUGAUCGAGUCAACUAGCUUCACUAUUAGAGUUACUCAGUAUCGUCCGGGAAUAUUUGUUUAGGCAAUUGAGAGACAACUAUUUCCAACCAGAAGAAUGCAAACUGUAGAUGCUUUUACGUUUUUACUCGCGUUCCAGUAACCGCCUGUAGCGGCUUUUUGUCUUUUCAUCGGAACGCCUUAAUACAUUUGAAUUUUUUAAUUCAUCAUCAAUUAUGUGUAUCAGGACUAUUCAGGUCAUUAUGGACUAACUUCCUCAGUUGAUUUUUACGUUGACAGGGACCAUAAAACCCUAACCUAAUCAAAAAACAAAUUGAUAUGGUCUACAAGCAACCAGUACUCAUUUUAAAAGGAACAGUUGUUGUAACAAUGUAUUGGAAGCUUUCGUUGUCUACCGAAAUCCGGUAAAAUUCGAAUUUAUGGAGUUUGGGUUCUGUCUCGUCAGCUAAUUUAUUCAACCUUCGAAUAGUCAGCGUGGAACUCUUUCGUUUUACUGCGGCUCGACCAAUCAAAUAUUUUUUUAUCGAUAAUCAUUCUUUUUAAAAUCAUGUCAUGUAAGGAAGUCGCUCAUAUUUGUUAUUUUAGAUCAGUUAAUUAUCUAAAGACUAGUGAAACCAAGUAGGUCGUAAUAUAUAGUUCUUCAAAUUCUAUCUUUUCUUGUCUAGAUUUGUGUAAUUGCAUUAUUUUGUGAUUAACACCUAAUGUUAUUUUUGACCUGGUUUUUUAAUUGUAUCCUAACGUUUUUGUUGCAUUUUACUUGUAGUAUGACUUUUUACACGAAAAGCAAGUUAUUGCUGAUUAUGAUGAGUAUUUCAACGCAAAGAAAAAUUUGGAUGAAACACUUUCUACAUCAGUGUAUGGAAUUCCACCAGAUCAGUCUAAUCCAUUACAGGAAAGCAAUAAAAAGGGCAUUGAAUUACCACGCAGUUUUCAUUUCUCUGAUCCUCAGUCACGUUCUUCAAAUAAUUCGUGUCCAGCUUCAGUUAUCGGAACACCUCCACCUGCUGCUAGUCAUCUUGUUUCCGGGAAAAUUUUGGAACCUAGCAUAAUAGAUAGUGGAGCUUCUAGCCAAUUAUGUAAAUCAGAACAGAUGAAGGUUUCGGAUAAUAACCCUGAAUGUUCUAGUUCAGAGUUAAUUCAUAUGAAACCAGGCUCUUCUACUAGUUCCACAAUUUGCACAUACUUAAAAGAUUUUGAUAUCCAACCUGACGACCCAUUCACGAUGACUGAACUUAAAACAAUAAAUGAACUUGAGGAACUUAAGGAAAUUUUAAUGCAUGACUCCAUUUCUAGUUCCUGUCAACCACAACCUUAUCAUUCGACAACCAAGGAUAUAAUAAGUAAUCAUAGUGAAGGUUCAUCUGUCACCAACUCUUCGAAUACUCACUCCUUCAAAAAACAAACACGAAACUUGCAAAUUUCCUGAAGCAGCUAAUUCAUUUCAAAACAAUUUUUGUUUCGUAAGUAAUCAUAUAAGUGAUCAUCAAGUUCAAACACGUGCACAAGAUGUAGCUAUCUCAAAUGGAUUUCAUAAUUCAUCUGGAUUUGGUAAUGCACCGACAAAGUUUACAAAUUUGUCUAAGCCAUUUGUAAAUUCCUGUGUUCCAUAUAGCAUAAAGUCGAUUGCCUUCACCAAUCAACCCCAAGCCUUCGGUAGUAUCGUUGAACAAAACGGUCUUAUAAAUACUGAAAAAUGUCAAGACAUGUUUAAAAUCUCCACUACUGGUAUAAGAACACCUGAUCCACAUCAUUCUCAAAUAAAGCUUUUAGAAAGUUUGUUGUCGUGGGCAACAAAUUGUGGUUUUUCUCAUUCUCAUACUCGUCGUCUCUUAGAAUUAGGACUACAGAAAAGAGCCUUUACAUGUCAAAAUCUUGAGCAGAACAAAUUGAUCUUGUUAAAUCUUCUUCAUACCUUCAACUCACUAUUGACAACCUUCUCAACUAAUCAAAAUUCUCAGAAGCUUAGUGAACAAUCAGCUCUUUUGAUUACAGUUACACAUCCUAAUAAUCUAUUCAAGGCACAACAACUGGCUCGACUAGUUAUUUAUCUAGAACAGAGAGGAUUCUCACAAGAUAUGAUCUAUCGCUACAUACAAAAUCCUCAUUCCAUGGAAAACGAAGAAGUGGCCAAAUUUCUCAACGAUUUAACGACACCUGCCAGUACUGUUUAUCAAGUCAGUCCUAUGAAUUUUCCAUCAUCAAAAUCACUUAGCAUGAAAUACCCAGAAAAAUGAUUGUGAAGACGAUGGAAAGUAUUCUUUCACUUUCUGAUGUUCAUUGUUUUCAAUGAAAUUUUUCUAAUAUCAGUCGUAUACUGUACUACUAAAGCUGUGAUCACUAAAGCUUUUCAGAUUAUUUAACAGCCAAACAUUUCAUUUUCUUCCAUAUAAUAUUUGUACUACUUUCGUAUUAUAUUCCCAUUAUGUUUGCAGAUAAUAAAUAGUAAUGGUAUAUGAAGAACGGAUCGUGCCAACCAAUUUUUUUUAUCAGUUUGACUUGACCUUUUCUCAGGUUUGUGUCGAAUUCACAGUAAUCAAAACUAAGAGGCUCUGUGUGUUCACUCAUUUUCUCUAUUACAUAUAUGAAAUCUUUUGUAAUUAACUCAUAACUAACUACCAUCUGGCAGUUGUUUGAUAUUUUCUUUUAAGAAUUAUUGUAUGUAUACAUAUAUAAGGUAUAUGUAGUUUCUAUUUUUAAAUAAUUCACAGAUGUUUAUUUUCAAGAAUAAACUUAUUCAAACAUUUCCUAAAAUAUCCUUCCUCAAAGAAUUUCAUGGACGCAUUUUUCGUUUGUUUCUGUGAAGCAUUUAUUCUACUGACAUGUAGAUAGCAUUAGAUGUAAUACUCUUCUUGGAUUGACAAUUAUUUAGUAUAGUGGAUUUGCGGUGAGUGUGAAAAGUUUUACAGUUUAAUAUACUACUAGGGAGUCGCAUACCACGAUGAAACGGCCUUCUAGGUUUACAAUAGUUGUCUAAGAUCAGUUCAUGGUUUAAAAUGUGAAAAUCAUUUAUUUCUCAGAGCUUUUGAUCAUGUUUCCAGAACUGAGUGGAGCAUAUAAAUGUAAUUUUCGUUGUCUACCGGGAUUUGACACUGACAUAAUGUUAGGUCCUGAUAAAAACUAUUACGUCAAUUGAAGCUUCCAGUUGGCUUCCAAUACUUGUGAAUGAAGGAUUGAUUAAACGAUUAUGGUAUUAACAGUUCUGUUCCUGGCACACAGUUCAAAAAUUAACCGCUAAGGCAAGUGUACGAAAAACUCGAUAUCCAUCUAAAGUUACUUGGAAUAUUACAACUCAUUGCACAUAGUAACGAAGGCAUGACCUUCAGGCAUACAGAAAAUUAAUUAACUAACUGUAGUAACAGCCAAUCAAGAGACGACAAAGGUCAUGCGAAAAAUCGGGUUACAGAAGGAACACUCGUGUUUAUCGCUAUUACUGAAGAUUCACCAUUAUUUACUAAAGCUGAGCAGCUUUUUAAUUGUCUUAGCGCAUACUUGUCCUCGAUUCCUGUCUUAAUUCUUUUAGGACGGGUAUCUAGUUAAAAAGUUUUGCGUCACUAACUGAAAAGAGCUGCGAAAAUCCUUCGGCAAUGCCGAAAUGUCAUCCUCCUAUUAUUAAAAUUAUCGCAAUAAUUAAAAGCAAAUGGAACCGUGGUUUUUCUUGUGUUGGGCCUUCUACAAUACAAAGAAUUAGUUCUUGACUGGAUCGACUAAAAUACCGGAU
Molecule: messenger RNA, 6646 nt
Organism: Schistosoma haematobium
Lineage: Eukaryota; Metazoa; Platyhelminthes; Trematoda; Strigeidida; Schistosomatidae
Exons: 5
Coding region: 4632-5162 (176 amino acids)
Source: RefSeq, a predicted model, not a curated record